AUGCUCCCAAGCAGCGGUACCCACUACGGUGGUGGUGUGUGUGUGACGAGCCAUCUCAUCAACUGGACUGCAUGGGACUCGGAUCGUCGUCGUCGUAGGACUUUUACCCGAGCGGCAUUUGUGGUUAUUCUACCAUACCUGACGUGCCGGUCCCGACCCUACCUGCCCUACCUGCCCUACCUGCCCUACCUGCCGACCUCUCUAUCUGAGGUGACCGAUCCAGGCUUGAUUAGCGACGAGACGGAUUCGCGCCCCAUCGAGACGACCCAGUCGACCAGCCCCGGCCUAUCGAGGGAGAGGAGCGCACCUCUGGCCAUCAUCACCGCAGAAUUAGAUGGGUUGCCUCACGACCAGCGCACGAUGAACGAUGCCUAUGUCCACAAUGGCACUGGCUUCAACCAUCAGGACCCCAACACCGCCAAUCCAGCAGCCAUGCUCAACCCAUCCGCCUUCAUGACCAAUCCGAACCCCAACCCCAACCCCAACCCCAACCCUUCCUCCUCCUCCUCCUCCUCCUCCUCUUUCGAUCCGGCUCAGUUCCAAAACGCCCAUCUGCAGCAGCGGAUGCAGAACGGAGGGAUGCGCAAUGGCUCGGGGUCGCCCGCCUUCAAUCAUGCCCAAUAUCAGACGAACCCGGUGAUCCCAUCCAAAAGAUCAAGGGAGGACAGCCUGGGGGCAUCACCGCGUCAACCGCCGUCCAUGCUGCCGAACUCGCGGUCGCAAACUCCCCAGCAAGCCCCAUAUGCUGGGUAUCCGCAUAACAACGGCGCGCCCUCCCAUGCGCCGCAGCAGACACCGUACGCCCAUUUGCAGAAUGGUGCUGCAGAUGCCAGCCCGUCGCCGACCAUGGCCAACCAGCUGCGGCCGGGCGGCGUUCCGCAACGCGUCUCGACGGCCUCCCCUCACUCCUUCUCCCCAUCACAAUCCGAACAAGGGAGCCGGACGGACACGCCGCAGAAUGGCCAUCCCUAUACGCACAACUCGAAUUUCGCUCAAGGCUUCAAUCCAAACUUCACGCCUCCCCCGGGACCCACCUCCGCGCCCCCCCAGAGCGGCACACCCCAGAUGCCGCAGUCCCAGAUGUUCCAGCCCGGACAGCAACCGCAGCCGGGACAGCAACGCCCCCAGAAUCAGAUGGAGCAGCCCAAAAUGCUCUACCAGAUGCAGAUGCAGCAUCAGAUGCAGCAACAGCGGAGUAUGAUGGCGCGCCAGGGACCCUUACCUCCCGGGGCCAGUCCGAUGGCCAAGGGGCCAAUGCAGAUGCCAAAUGGGCAGCUUGCUGGACGGCCGCAGCAGCCUCCCAACCCGCCUCGCGGUGGGCCGAACCCCGAAAGCUUCAUGAAAAGCCUGGUGCAAUUCAUGCAGAUGAGACGCCUCCCGCUGGACAUGAACCCCGUGGUGGGCGAUCGCCAGAUUGCACUGCUCACCUUGUACAUGGCCGUGGUCAAGUUCGGUGGAUACAAAAAGGUCACACAGGCCAAUGGGUGGAAUCAGGUUGCUCAGGCCAUGCAGUUCCAUCCCGUCCAACAUCCGGGUGCGGGUGCGCAACUGAGGAACCAUUACGAGCGAAACUUGGCUUUGUUCGAAGAUGCAUGGCAAAUCAACCAACAGCGGCAGAGAGCGGUUAUGAUGCAGCAGAACCCGGCAUUGGAACAACAGAUGUCGCCGACGAAGCAGAUGAAUCCUCAAGCUAUGCAGCAGUCACCAAACUUCGUGCAGCAACAGCACCAGCACCCGCAGCAGCACCACCUUCAGCAGCAGCAGCAGCAGCAGCAGCACCAGCAGCAGCAACAUCAACAACAACAGCAGCAGCACCAGCAGCAGCAGCAACAGGCACCACUACCACCACCACCACUGCCACAACCACAACAUGCAAUUCCGACUCCCGCGAAGCCCAUGCCGCCCACGCAUCAUUCUCAACAACCCUCGGUCAAUGGCUUCUCGACGCCGCAACCAUCCCAAGGGCCUCACUCAGUGGCCCAACAAAGUCACUCGCGAAACAGUCUUUCUCGAAGCAUAGAUCCAACACCGCCGCAAAAUGGACCGGCGUUCCCGAUGCCUUCCCCCAUGCCUGCAUCUCUCCCGGUAAACAUGAUGUCCCGACAAGCAGACCCGGCAGCUCAAGCCGCCCACACCCCCGUGCAACUGCCCGAGAAAUUGCCAGUCAAGAAACGAGUGCUGGAUACGUACGGUGGUUACGAACCGGUCUCGUUGGCUAGCCUCGGACAGGAACUACAGGCGCUGCGACCCGAUGUCCCGAGAGUGGACGAUCUUGGUGUGCUCGGGACUAUCGACCUUCAUGCGUUGACCAUGAGUCUCCAGUGUGGGAUCCACAGUGAGGUGCGGCUGGCUUUAGACACCCUGACGAGUUUGACGAUGUCUAACUUACGGUUGGACAUGCGUCAAUGUGAGGAUCUCGUCGAGUGCAUAAUAGAAUGUGCCGAGGAGCAGGUGGAGUUGCUGGCAGAGAACGCCGCCGAGGUCUCCGACGUGAUGCUGAUCAGCUCGUAUGAAGACGUGGCUCGGGCGUGCCGUGUUGAUCAGCAAGCCUUGAGAGACCUUCCGCCCUUUGGAUCUGCGGAAUACGAGCUCGAUCGAUCCGUGGACCGUUUAAUUUGUCUAACGACCAUCCUCCGAAACCUGUCUUUCGAAGAAUCCAAUCACCUAAUGCUAGCGGAUGAACUUGUCAUCAAAUUCUUCUGUGUGGUCAUCCGGUACUUGGGCACCCGCAACAUGCUCCUGCGCACGAAUCAGAACACCAUCGAUUUUAUGAAAGACGUCAUAACCUUCUUGUCGAACCUGGCGCAGUCGAUCGAGCUCCCUGGACGGGAACAGGCGUUGUGUCUAAUGCACUUCCUCCUCGCCUUCGCCCCGUGUCCACCUCCGAAUGCCGCUGACUCGACCGUCUCAUUCUCGUCCUACGAUCCUGCCGUUCACAUCUAUCUUCCAUGUGCGGUGGACACCCUCGCGAAGCUCUUGGCCCGAGACGAACCCAACCGGUCACAUUACAAGACGAUCUUUGCCUCUGAUGUGGCCUCGCUGCCGCCGUACGACCUGCUCACCAGAACCUUCGGUCUUGCCAUAUCAAUCAUACCUGACGAGAAGGUGGAGUCCCAGCGAGGAGCCCUCGUCGAGGCGCGGAAGCCUUCGAUCAUGCAGGGUAUCCUGGCCGCAGAGAUCCUGUCCAACCUCGCCCCUGGAUACGAUGCGGGCGUGGCACGGUCCUGGUUGACAUCCAAUGAUGGGUUCGCGCAGAAGCUGUCCAAGCUUAUCAUGGCGCUCUGUGUCGAGUCACUCCCGGCACCGCCGCAUCAGAGGGCAGCCGCGUUUCCCAAGGGGGUGGAGGAUGAGGCUCUGCUCAACAUCACCAUGGGCGGCGUCACAGUGCUGCGGCGUCUGGCAGAAAAGUCCAAAGACCCGGAAGGCCUCACUUCCAAUAUACCCCUCUCUGGCCUGCCCUCCAGGGACGACUUGUUACGCGCGCUACGGACGGCCUCGCCCCGACUUCAAGGGGUGUUGAAGCAGUUGUGUGCAUAUUCUGGGCUGGGCACAUAG
Messenger RNA from Drepanopeziza brunnea f. sp. 'multigermtubi' MB_m1, 3555 nucleotides. NCBI's taxonomy places the organism in Eukaryota, Fungi, Ascomycota, Leotiomycetes, Helotiales, Drepanopezizaceae. The record is from RefSeq and is a predicted model, not a curated record.